This is a messenger RNA of Crotalus tigris (Tiger rattlesnake), 3749 nucleotides long. RefSeq names its product neuropeptide Y receptor type 6-like. Gene Ontology annotation, cellular component: plasma membrane; neuron projection. Gene Ontology annotation, biological process: G protein-coupled receptor signaling pathway. Bases 520 to 1632 code for a protein of 370 amino acids. The transcript is spliced from 3 exons. Lineage: Eukaryota; Metazoa; Chordata; Lepidosauria; Squamata; Viperidae. The record is from RefSeq and is a predicted model, not a curated record. Gene Ontology annotation, molecular function: neuropeptide binding; neuropeptide Y receptor activity.
CUCAAUCCAGCAUAAUUUGGGUUUUUUUAAGUAAACAAAUGUGCCGCGAAAUAGAUAACUCCAAAUCAGGUUGCAAGAUGAUGUUUGGAAAAACAUUAAUAACAAAUGUGGUCCCCAUGACUACUGGUCUCUUCUGUCAGCUGCCCUCCUCCUUGACUUUCCCCUCCUCUUAGACUCCAGAGCUUGCUUCAGUGCUCAGUUUCUCCUCAGUGGGGCAUUUCAAUUUUCACUAGAAAGUCUCAAUCGAUUCAAUUUGUGGAGAACUGAGAAAACCUCACCUCUGGCAUCUUGUGAGGUAUUUAUUACCACUGAUCUCUUUUAGCCCCCGCUAUAUUAUUGUUGGCAUUUAGUAUGAAAAGAAAGAAAAAAAGAAAAAACCAGGCAAAGCAGCAGAGACAUUCUGUUUGAACUUCCUCGGAGCUGCUACUGAAUAAGAUGGCUCUAAGAUGUCACACAUAACCGAUCGCUAAUUUAUAGUGGAAUCUCAGAUCCUCAGCAUUACUUCUAAAGUACUUCAGGAUGGAUAAAACCACUCCAGUACCCAACGUGUAUCCGUCUGUGGCAAACAGCAGUAAGUCACAGUUGGUGCAGUUUGAAUCGUGCCAGCCAUCUCUCCUUGCGUUCUUCUUGCUCAUCAUCGCCUAUGCUGUGGUCAUGCUGGUCGGACUCCUGGGCAACCUUUGCCUAAUUGUCAUCAUCAAGAAACAAAAACAAGGUCAAAAUGUGACUAACGUCUUGAUUGCCAACCUCUCCACAUCUGACAUUAUCAUCUGCGUCAUGUGCAUUCCUUUUACUAUGGCAUAUACAUGGAUGGAUUACUGGGUUUUUGGUGAGGCUAUGUGUAAAAUAACUGCUUUUGCGCAAAGUAUGUCUGUCUCCGUUUCUACAUUUUCACUUGUGUUAAUUGCAAUUGAGAGGCAUCAGUUAAUAGUGAACCCCCGGGGUUGGAAGCCCAAUGUUUCACAUGCCUUCUGGGGAAUUGUCUUCAUUUGGGCAUUUUCUCUAAUAAUAUCCACCCCUUUCCUGAUAUUCUAUCAAGUUUCUGAUGACCCCCUAAGAAAUCUCUCUUCCCACAGUGAGAGCUAUGUCAGCAAAAUGGUCUGCAUUGAGGUGUGGCCGUCCAUUGAAGGGCAGCUGGGCUUCACCACCACCAUGUUAGUUUUCCAGUACUUCCUUCCUCUAGGGUUCAUUUUCAUUUGUUACCUAAAAAUAUUUGUGUGCCUGCAGAAGCGGUAUAGUAAAGCGGAUAAGGUAAGGGAGUAUGGGAGCAGGCUAAAUGAAAAUAGAAGGAUUAAUGUUAUCUUAAUUUCAAUUGUUGUGACCUUUGGCGCCUGCUGGUUACCUCUGCACAUAUUUAACAUUGUGUUUGACUGGAAUUAUGAAACCUUGAUGCAUUGCCACCACAACGUGGUCUUUACCUUGUGCCACUUGAUAGCCAUGAUCUCAACAUGUGUCAAUCCCAUCUUUUAUGGAUUUCUCAACAAGAAUUUUCAGAAAGAUGUGGUUAUUAUGCUUCACAACCUUCGAUGCUUUGAAUCUCAAAAGUUAUAUGAGAACAUUGCCCUUUCAACUCUGAACACUGAUAUGUCCAAGGGAUCCCUGAAACUCAGCAGCAUGCCUGAAAACAUCUGAAGCAGACAACUUGCCAAUCAUUUCCAUAACUUUCCAUUGAUCUAUGUAUCGUGUUGCUGAAUUCCUCUUGUGGGCACGUGUGGUUUUGGGGUGAUGAAAUCAAAGGCCUAGUAUUGUUGUGCUAGAAGCAGACACAUCCUAACAGAUCUUCCAAAUAAAUAAAGCAAAAAUUAAGCAGAGCAGUUUUAACUCCAUUGCAAGAGUAUCCGUUGUUCAAGUGCUGAAAAACUGCUGUGCGAAAAUUAGUAUUCAGGAAAAAAUGCACCAGGUUGCUGGGAAAUGAUACAGCAUUCCUUGGGGUCCAUGCCAUGCCUCCCAUGAGCCUCUUGGACAGCCUCAAACAUUUUUUCCAGUGAACUAAUAGUUUGAGAGUCCUUGGUGCUCUCUGAAUUUCGUUGUUUUCUUGCAGAUGUUUCAUUACCCAGACUAUGUAACAUCAUCAGUGCCAACACUUUAAUGCCUAUACAGUCAUUAUAAAGAAGAGGCUCACCAUCAUUAUUAGACAUUGUUAGGUUAUGACUGAGAUCAGUCUUUUGUUUUCAGUCAUAUUAGUUUCCAAAUUUUGGUGUUUAUUUUAGAUGACAAGAUUUAGAAAACAAUGGGCUUGGGAUGGCAGGUGCUGAAAGAGGAAGCAGCAGCACAUACUGGCACCAUAAAUACCACCGGUAUACUGUAUAUUGUUUGUGCCAGUUCCCAUACUUGAAACUUAGUUUAACAAUUGCACACUGCUGUCUUGGAGUUAACUGCUGAAGAUAAAUGUACCAUUAUAUCUAUACAUAGAGAUGGAUCUUUGUAACUAGUAUUCUGGUUUUUACUAUGCAUGCUUUUCACCUUCACUUCUGCUAUGACAUUUUUCUUUAUGGAUGCAAAUUUACUUUUAAUUUUCUAACUUUCUCCUAGUCUGGCGAGGCUUUCAGUUAAAACAAAUUCCGGAACCUUCCAAGUUUGUUAGUUGGCACUGCAAUGCUGAAAUUUUGCCUGCAAUGAAUCCAAAGCUUUGCUAAUUUAGCUGUUGAUAAAAGACUGAUUUUUAACCUAGAAGAGUGAAUCUGUUUCCACCCUGCAGUUUGCCAGUUAAAAUAUUCUCAUAGGGGAAAAUGUUUUUCAGCACAUAUUCAUAGCUCUGACAUGACUUGAAAUGUAAGAAAUUCAUACUGCGAACAUUUAUACUGGAGCGUGCUUUAAAAACUGCUGCCUCCAACCUGGUGAUGUCUCAAUGUGUGAAUUAGAAUUCAUAGCCAGCACAAUUCAAGGCCACUAAGAAUUCUGGGAAGAUAUUUGGAGGAUAUGAUUGAGGUGAAAGCCAGUUGGUCUAGUGAUUAAGGCACCAGGUUGGAAACUAGGAGACCACAACUUCUAGUCCCACCUGAGGCUCAAAGCCAGAGGGGUGACAUUGGACCAGUCAAUAUCUCUCAGCCCUAGGAAGCCAGCAAGGGCAAACCACAUCUGAAAUCUUGCCAAGAAAAUUGCAUGGAGUUGUCCAGGUAACCCGCAGGAGUCAAUGCUGACUUGAAGAGACAUACACACAAACCCACACACAUGAAUUGAAUAGUCUGUUUUAGAAUUAUACAUCUGUUCGAUGCCAAACUACAUAGAGAGGUGCAUCCUUCCUUCCUUUCUUUUCUUUUCUUUUCUUUUCUUUUCUUUUCUUUUCUUUUCUUUUCUUUUCUUUUCUUUUUAGGUUAAACAUUGUAGAGGAGAGAAUUUGAUCAGAGUAGCAGCUCUUCAUGGUAGGAAAAGAUCCACUGGCAGCUGCAAAGGGGAUGAUUCGUAGUAGGGGAUAAUCCCAAGGCCACCCACACUCUCCCUUUCCAUACGUGCAAACUGGCUGGGAUGAUUUACACUGGCUAAUGAAAAAAACACUCAGCUAUGUUAGAGCACAUUAUCCUUCAGGAUUGAAGUUUGGGAACCUCAGUGUUAUUCUGAGCUUUAUUUUGCAAUAAACUUAAAAAUAUUUUUCGACAAUAUUUCAAUAUAUUCAUUGACCUGUGCUGUUACUUAUCUGCUAAUAUGAUUAACAAGGUUUUGUUUGUUCAUGUGUUUUAGACUUUACAGAGUUCAUUGCACAAAUGCUUGUUAUUUACAGUACAUUAAAAUAAUGUUAUCUUCAAAUGACA